Messenger RNA from Triplophysa dalaica, 877 nucleotides. RefSeq lists its product as uncharacterized. NCBI's taxonomy places the organism in Eukaryota, Metazoa, Chordata, Actinopteri, Cypriniformes, Nemacheilidae. The record is from RefSeq and is a predicted model, not a curated record. The transcript is spliced from 9 exons. Bases 45 to 593 code for a protein of 182 amino acids.
CACACUGCUGGUCAAAACUGUCUGUCCGUGUUCAGUGGAGCUGUAUGUCGAUUGCUUUGAUGGCAGGUUUUACUGAAAACACUUAUGAUACAGUUUGGAUUGCUCUGAAGAGGCUUGAUCUCAAUGAAAGCAGGGCCACAGCCUUGCGAGAGGUGCAUAUGCCAAGUGAUGCAAAUGUAGCCACUGUAACACAAAUUUUGGCUCAUUCUUUCAGGCUUGAUGAGUCUCAGACAACGUUUAAGAUCAGAAAUAGUCAUGGAUGUUUAAUACCUUUAAACUGCAGGAUGCCUGCAAACAGCAAACAAAUGCCAUAUGUCCUUGAAGUAGCCAAAAACUUCCAAAAUGUUAAUCCAAGACCCAGAAGUAUUCCCAUGAAUGUGAUCAAUAAAACAAUAAAGCCACAACUACAGAGCAUUUUGAAAAGAAUUGAAAGAUUAGAAGAUCUGUUGCCUAAAGUCAAACAAAAACACCAUGAAAAGAUUUCAACAGAUAUUGAGUUUCUGAAUCAAAAGUUGCUGUUUCUUCACAAAAGAAUGCAGACGGCUGAAUCUUAUUGCUGGGAGGGGAUGCUUAGAAGAGCUCCACUGUGGUGAAUGAAGGCUCUAUUGAAUGAAGUCUGGUAGAGCUAAAUAAUAAUCACAUUUAUCUUUUGUCUUUAAUACAUUUUUGUGAGGUUUUGUCAUUUUCGGAUCAUAAAUGGUCAGUAUAAGAUAUAAUAUAUAAAUAGGAUAUAUCAACAAUACUUUCUAAUUAUUAAGUUAAUUUGAGCAGUUAUUGUGUAAAAAAAACAUGUUCAACAUGAGGAUUUUUGGAUAGAUAGGAAUGUUUGUUCAUGAUUGAGAUGUUUGGAUUAAAUAAAACUUGACACCACACAUGA